Arachis ipaensis is the source of this 564-nucleotide messenger RNA. The record is from RefSeq and is a predicted model, not a curated record. Lineage: Eukaryota; Viridiplantae; Streptophyta; Magnoliopsida; Fabales; Fabaceae.
GCCCUCACUGCUCGCUGCUGCCUCCAUCUCUACUCACCCUCUGCCCUAUUCUCUUGUCUCCUCUGCCUCCCUCUUUUCUUCUCUGGCUCGGUUCUCUCCAUCUGCGUGUGGCUAAGGCCCACAUAUAGACAUUCCAAACAGCCUAUCAGUGUGCACUGUACAAUGUGGGCAGCCCUACAAGCUCGAGCAUCAGUUUCGUCGUGGUGGCUUUCUUCACGGCAAUGGAAGCUAGCAUUUUCGUCUUCCUCUUCUGCCGUUGGAAAAUGCACCCUUGAUCUUCACGAGAUUGAGAAGGUUCUAACGGAUGUUAAAGCUGACGACGUUAAGGUUAUACCGUCUCCCAAGUACUGUGAUUGGGCUGAUUUCAUGGUUCUAGCAACCGGCAGGUCCACGUGGUAUGUCAAGAACAUCGCUCAAGCUCUAAUUUACAAGGCUAAGCAGAAGCAAAAAGGUGCAGACCGAAUGAUGCUACCUAGUGUGGAAGGUCAAGCAGGAGGAAAGUGGAUUGUAAUUGACUCUGGUAAAGUGGUAGUUCAUGCACUCGAGAGAUUCAGACAUGAGUAG